Molecule: messenger RNA, 234 nt
Organism: Penicillium odoratum
Lineage: Eukaryota; Fungi; Ascomycota; Eurotiomycetes; Eurotiales; Aspergillaceae
Exons: 1
Coding region: 1-234 (77 amino acids)
Molecular function (GO): oxidoreductase activity, acting on single donors with incorporation of molecular oxygen, incorporation of two atoms of oxygen
Source: RefSeq, a predicted model, not a curated record
AUGGAAUCUGUGUCUGAUAGCCCAGGUCUUUCCUCGAAAUGGCCCGCCGCUUUUGAUCUCGCAGGCUCCGCUGCGCCCUGCCGAGUGGAAGGGGAAGUCGGCGAUCUAGUCAUUCUAGGUGAAAUCCCAGUCGGCAUCAACGGAACUUUUUAUCGUGUCAUGUGUGAUCCAUACAUGCCUCCACAUCCCAAGAACGUCCCCAUCGAUGGAGAUGGCAACAUAUCAGCAUUUUGA